AUGCUGUCCCCGCGUGACGGAGGCGACGCGCGGACUACGCUUCCCGGCGUGCGUCGCGCGCACCCCUUGGCCCCAGGUGCCCCGUUGGCUGUUGGGAAACUGAGUCCGGAGCCUUCCCACCAGCCUUCACGGCACCGUGCUCGGUACUUGAAGUCCCGGCAAGCUCGGCGGCGCUUGAGCUCCGCCCCUCUCCUCCUCCGCUCGCGAACCUCCCCAGCCCGCCCCGCCCCGCGCCGGGGCCGGAGCCGCAGCCCGAGCGGCGGGGUGACCAUGGAGGAGGAAGAUGAGCCUCGAGGGAAGACAGAGGAGUCGGGCGAGGAGAGGGGCGACGGCCCGCCGGACCGAGACGCCGCGCUCUCCCCGUCCGCCUUCAUCCUGCGGGCCAUCCAGCAGGCCGUGGGCACCUCCCUGCAGGGGGACCUGGCGAAUGACAAAGACGGCUCCAGGUGCCACGGCCUCCGCUGGAGGCGCUGCCGGAGCCCUCGCUCGGAGUCCCGCUCCCAGGAGUCCGGGGGACCUGACACGGCUGCUGUGUUGGACAUGGCCGCUGACAGCUUCCUGGCGGGCUUGGUGAGCGUCCUGGACCCCCCCGACACCUGGGUCCCCAGCCACCUGGACCUGCAGCCUGGCGAAAGCGAGGACAUGCUGGAGCUGGUGGCCGAGGUCCGCAUCGGGGACAGGGACCCCAUCCCGCUGCCGGUGCCCAGCCUGCUGCCUCGUCUCAGGGCCUGGAGGACGGGCAAAACGGUUUCUCCUCAGUCUCCUUCUCAACCCACCCGUGCCCGCCACCUCCUCACCCUGGGCACUGGGGACGGGGGCCCUGCCCCACCCCCUGCCCCCUCCUCUGCGUCCUCCUCACCUUCUCCUUCCCCCUCAUCCUCUUCCCCUUCCCCCCCUCCCCCACCGCCCCCCCCUGCCCCCCAAGCCCAGCCUGCCCCUCGGUUCGACAUCUACGACCCCUUCCACCCCACCGAUGAGGCCUAUUCCCCGCCGCCUGCACCGGAGCAGAAGUACGAUCCCUUUGAGCCCACCGGCUCCAACCCCAGCUCCUCCGCUGGGACCCCCUCGCCUGAGGAGGAGGAAGAGGAGGAGGAGGAGGAGGAGGAAGAGGAGGAGGAAGGCCUGUCCCAGAGCAUCAGCCGCAUCUCCGAGACGCUGGCGGGCAUCUACGAUGACAACAGCCUGAGCCAGGACCUCCCAGGUGACGAGAGCCCCCGGCAGGACCCCCAGCCCCCACAGCCCGCCGCGGCCCCGGGCACGCCGCCCCAGGCGGACUCCACCCGCGCGGACGGGGCCCCCCGCCGCCGCGUCUUCGUCGUGGGCGCCGAGGCGGAGGCCUGUCGGGAAGGCAAGGUCUCCGUGGAGGUGGUGACGGCCGGCGGGGCCGCCCCGCCGCCCCUGCUGCCGCCCGCUGACUCGGAGAUCGAGGAGGGCGAGAUCGUGCAGCCGGAGGAGGAGGCCAGGAUGGCGCUGCCCCUCUUCCGGACCAGCCGGGCCGCCCGCCCGCCGCCCGCCGCCCCGGCCCCCGCCGCCCAGCCCCCGGCCCCGCCGCCCGCCGCCCGCGCCCCGGAGGGCGACGACUUCCUGUCGCUGCACGCCGAGUCGGACGGCGAGGGCGCGCUGCAGGUGGACCUGGGGGAGCCGGCGCCCGCGCAGCCCCCCGCGGACGCCCGCUGGGGCGGCCUGGACCUCCGCCGCAAGAUCCUCACGCAGCGGCGGGAGCGCUACCGCCAGCGCUCGCCCUCCCCGGGCGCCGCCGCCGCCGCCGGCCCGCCCGCCCGCAAGAAGUCCCGGCGGGAGCGCAAGCGCAGCCCCGAGGCCAAGGAGCCCGCCGCCGCCGCGCCCCCCGCGCCCGCCUCCCCCUGGGACUCCAAGAAGCACCGCUCCCGCGACCGCAAGCCCGGCUCCGGCUCCGGCUCCGGCUCCCACGCCGCCGCCGCCCGCCGCCGCUCCCGCUCCCGCUCCCGCUCCGCGCGCCGCCGCUCCCGCAGCCCCGACCGCCGCCGCGGGGGCAGCCGCCGCUCCCGCUCCCGGGACAAGCGGCGGCGCCGGCGGCGCUCGGCCUCCCCGCCCCCGGCCGCCUCGUCCUCCUCGUCGUCCCGGCGCGAGCGGCACCGGGGCAAGCACCGCGAGGGCGGCGGCAAGAAGAAGAAGAAGCGGUCCCGGUCCCGCGGCGAGAAGCGCUCCGGGGACGCCGACAAGGGCCCGGCGCCCGCCCCGCCGGCCCCCGGCGCCGCCUCGCUGGGCGCCGAGCGCGACCGCCGCCGCGGCGCCGUGCCGCCCUCCAUCCAGGACCUCACGGACCACGACCUCUUCGCCAUCAAGCGGACCAUCACGGUGGGCCGGCCCGACAAGCCCGACCCCCGCGGCCCGUCGCCCGCCCCCGCCGCGUCGCCCAAGCGCGAGGUGCUGUACGACUCGGAGGGGCUGAGCGCCGAGGAGCGGGGCCGCGGCGACAAGGACCGGCGCCGCUCCGGGGCCUCCUCCCGCGAGAAGGCGUCGCGGCGGAAGGCGCCGGACGCGGGGGAGCGGGACCGGGACCGGGACAGGUCGUCCAAGAAGGCCCGGCUCCCCAAGGAGUCCGCGCCGCCCGCGGGGCCCCCGCCCAAGCCGCCGGUCAGCAGCGGCUCGGGGUCCUCGUCGUCGUCCUCGUGCUCCUCCUCCCGGAAGGUGAAGCUGCAGUCCAAGGUGGCGGUGCUGAUCCGGGAGGGCGUCAGCAGCACCACGCCCGCCAAGGAGGCCGCGCCCGCCGGCCUGGGCUCCAUCGGGGUCAAGUUCAGCCGCGACCGCGAGAGCCGCUCCCCCUUCCUCAAGCCCGAGGAGCGGGCUCCCGCCGAGGUGGCCAAGGCGGCUCCCGGCAGCGCCAAGCCCAAAAAGACCAAGGUCAAGGCCAAGGCCGGGGCCAAGAAGGCCAAGGGGACCAAGGGCAAGACCAAGCCAUCCAAGACCAGGAAGAAGGUGCGCGGCGCGGGCAGCGGCGGCCCCGGGGGGCCCGGGACCCUGAAGAAGUCCAAGGCCGACAGCUGCAGCCAGGCCGCCGGAGCCAAGGCGGCCGAGGAGACUUCCUGGUCUGGGGAGGAGCGAGCGGCCAAGGCCCCCAGCACCCCGCCCCCCAAGGCCGCCCCUCCGCCCCCCGCCCUCACUCCAGACUCCCAGACUGUGGACAGCAGCUGCAAGACUCCUGAGGUCUCCUUCUUGCCCGAAGAGGCCGCCGAGGAGCCUGGGGUCCGAGGUGGGGCGGAGGAGGAGGAGGAGGAGGACGAAGAGGAGGAGGAGGAAGAGGAGGAGGAGGAGCAGCAGCCUGCCACCACCACGGCCACCAGCACGGCCGCCCCCGCCCCGAGCACGGCCCCUAGCGCGGGAUCCACAGCCGGCGACUCGGGGGCAGAGGACGGCCCGGCUCCCCGUGCCUCCCAGCUGCCCACGCUGCCCCCGCCCCUGCCCUGGAACCUGCCCGCCGGGGUGGACUGCACCACCAGCGGCGUGCUGGCCUUGACUGCACUUCUCUUCAAGAUGGAAGAAGCCAACCUGGCGAGCCGAGCAAAGGCCCAGGAGCUGAUCCAGGCCACCAACCAGAUCCUCAGCCACCGAAAGCCACCCUCCAGCCUGGGGGUGACACCAGCUCCCGUACCCCCCUCUCUGGGCCUGCCCCCUGGCCCCUCCACCUACCUGCUCCCCGGCAGCCUUCCCCUCGGGGGCUGCGGCUCUACCCCCCCCACCCCCACGGGGCUGGCUGCCGCAUCUGACAAGAGAGAGGGCAGCAGCAGCUCCGAGGGACGAGGGGACACCGACAAGUACCUGAAGAAGCUGCACACGCAGGAGCGGGCGGUGGAGGAGGUGAAGCUGGCCAUCAAGCCGUACUACCAGAAGAAGGACAUCACCAAGGAGGAGUACAAGGACAUCCUGCGGAAGGCCGUGCACAAGAUCUGCCACAGCAAAAGUGGGGAGAUCAACCCGGUGAAGGUGAGCAACUUGGUGCGCGCCUACGUCCAACGCUAUCGCUACUUCCGCAAGCACGGCCGCAAGCCAGGGGACCCCCCCGGCCCCCCGCGGCCGCCCAAGGAGCCGGGGCCCCCGGACAAGGGCGGCCCCGGCCUGGGCCUGCCCCUGCCCCCUCUCUGA
This is a messenger RNA of Pipistrellus nathusii (Nathusius's pipistrelle), 4122 nucleotides long. Lineage: Eukaryota; Metazoa; Chordata; Mammalia; Chiroptera; Vespertilionidae. The record is from the annotation of a GenBank genome assembly.